This is a messenger RNA of Planococcus citri (citrus mealybug), 627 nucleotides long. RefSeq names its product mitochondrial ribosomal protein L33 (gene mRpL33). Gene Ontology annotation, cellular component: mitochondrion; ribosome. Lineage: Eukaryota; Metazoa; Arthropoda; Insecta; Hemiptera; Pseudococcidae. Gene Ontology annotation, biological process: translation. The record is from RefSeq and is a predicted model, not a curated record. Gene Ontology annotation, molecular function: structural constituent of ribosome. Bases 332 to 568 code for a protein of 78 amino acids. The transcript has a single exon.
UGAUUCACGAAGCUUGAAAUGGAAACUUUCGUGUUUUUUGAUAAGAAAAAAUGUGUGUUUUGAUAAUUCUCUUAAUUUAAUUUCUUUCGUUGUUGAAAACUGUUGAAAAUUGAGUAAGUUUUGACUGUUUUGAGAUUAUGGAAUUGUUUUAGCCUAAAUUUAUUUGGGUAAUGUUUUAAAGUAAUCUCCGUUGAAACUUGUGCGGUUCAAGUUUCAGUGUCGGUGUAUUUUUUUGGAACUUCUUCAUCAUAAAACUGUCACAAGUGUCACAUAUCCAUAAAUGUCAUAACAAUUACAGCCGGUGAUAUAAUUUGCAAUUUGCUCGCUCAAUAUGUUUUUUACGAGAGUACUAUCAGCGAAGUCAUCCCAUGUUCGCGUAGUCUGUGAAAGCCUGGUCACCGGACACCGUGUUAAUGCGAUUAGAGAACGUAAAGCAGACAAAUUGGAAGUCGUAAUGUUUGAUCCUUAUGUUCGGAAGAAAGUAGUUUACAAAGAGAUCAAAAAACUUACAGGAGUUGAUGUGAAAAAUUUCAAACCUUUGGAUACUUUAGAAUCUUUAGAUGGGUAGUUUCUGUGUUAUUGAAAUAUUAGUUUUACUAUUGUUAAAUAAAGCGUGAUUAAUCACUA